CGGCCCCGUGGAUACUCGUGUAUGACUCCUCUGAUUCAGCAGUGUGUAGUCAGGCAGUGGUGCGCGGUGAAGUGGAAUGCUGUGAGAUCGGAUGUGGUGAGCCGAUGCUGAGCCGCGGGGCACCCUGGGGCACCAGAUCGACCAAGUGUUGGGUGUGAAGGAGGAGAUGAAGACGGAGCACCGCGUGUGCUGCGCGUGCGGCGUGGGCAUCGCGGACCGCUUCGUGCUGGAGGUGGGCGGCGGCGCGUGGCACGCCGCGUGUCUGCGCUGCUGCGUCUGCGCAGCGCCGCUGGACUCCCAGCCGUCCUGCUUCCUGCGCGACCGCCGGGUCUACUGCAAGCAGGAUUAUGCCAAAUCCUUCGGUGCCAAGUGCUCCAAGUGCUGCCGAGGCAUCUCGUCCUCCGACUGGGUGCGCAAGGCUCGGCAGCAGGUCUACCACCUGGCGUGCUUCGCGUGCGACGCCUGCGGCAGACAGCUGUCCACGGGGGAACAGUUCGCGCUGCAUGAUGACCGGGUGCUUUGCAAGCCGCACUACUUGGAGACACUCGAUGGAGGGUCAAUUUCUAGUGAUGACGGAUGCGAUUCCGAGGGCUAUCACAAGAGCAAAGCAAAGCGAGUGCGCACGACGUUCACAGAGGAACAGCUGCAAGUGCUGCAGGCGAACUUCCAGCUGGACUCGAACCCUGACGGGCAAGACCUGGAGCGCAUCGCACAGGUCACGGGCCUGAGCAAGCGGGUCACGCAAGUCUGGUUCCAGAACUCCAGAGCACGCCAGAAGAAACACCAGCACACGGGGAAAGGGAAACAGAAUCAACUCAUGGCGAGAGACGGGGAGCCGGUGGGGUUUGGGCGCCCCAUCAACCUCCACCUCACCUAUUCCUUCCAGAACAAACCACCCUUCGUGCCGAUAGAUGGAACCUCCUUCACGGAUUCUUCAAUGGAUGAAUUAUCUGAGGACUCAUCAAUCCACUGCAUGCAGAAUGAAGUGUAGAUCACGAAACUCGUACACACAAGUUUUGCACCAUGAGAGAGACUCUUGCAAACAUAUUGUUUGUGUACCAAAUUUGGCCAUAUGGUAGCCAGAUUAUAUACCUGCUCAUUUCAACAAUAAUCGUGUGCGUGGCAUGACGCUCAAUCACAAUGUUAAUUGGCCUCGGAAAGGAAUAUGAUGAUGACUGUUAAGACAUACAGCACACAUGAUAAAAACAUUAAAAUAAUGUAAACAUACAGGGUGUUACAUAACGGUAACAUAGCUCACGUUUUAGGAUACUCCUAUAGUAGGAAUGCUGCAAAUCUUAAGUAGAUAGGUAUUGUUAGCUUGGCCAAGGAUGAGGUGAUUUGCAAUCAGUUUGUUUUUACGGGAAGGAUGGAAAUGUUAAUCUAGAAAUCAUUCCAUGAAUAGAGACAUAUCAUCCGUAUCCUAUGCUUUCGCCACAAAACUCUGUCCAAGUGCCCACUAACAAUAUAUUGUGUUAUCAAUUGUGGCCCUUUUGCGUCCUAUUUGGAAUAUUGUUAUAUCAGAUAGUACCUACGUAGCGUGACUACAAUAUAGUUUUAUUGAAAUUGUAGUUUAGUGCAGUGACUGUGGUAAAGUUUAUGUUGAUGUGACUGCAAAACGGUUUUGUUAAGUUAUCUAGAUAACAUUGUAGUUUAGCGCAGUAGUAAAGUUAACAUAAUCUGAUUUAAAAUCUUUCCUUCAGGGUGCAACAAAGCAAUUACUGUGUGUAUCGUUGUCUUCUCCGAUCAACUUAGUUAUUCCUACGUAUUUAAUUAAUAACAAGUCUAGGUUUAUUUUACUUACUUAUUGUUUAUUUAUUUACUUGCUUAAUUUAUGAAACUGUGAUAGGUUAAUUUCAGAAAUAGGUACUUUUUAAAAGUGCAAUGUAUCAAUCUCGUGUCUUUAAAAACCCUACAAUCUUUGUCAUCUGAUAUCAAAUGAAUAUCAUCUAAAUGUUCAAAUAUGAUGCAAUAUUAGCAUAGGUAAAUUAAAUUCGGUGAAAAAUCUGUGUCUCGAAAUAUGCUUGUAGGUACUUAUGUAAAAUAAAUAUUUAUUGGGUGUAUGUGUCUUAUUUAACGUUAGCCUACAUGUAAUUAAUAUUCAGAAUAUUCCUGUACAUUUCAAAAUAAAUUUUGAGUGGUCCGAUGAGCUGAAAAAAUUAGACUAUUUGUAGAGAUUGAACGAAGUCAUGGUACCAGUGUCGGUAUCUAAACGUACGAAUAAUCACGCAAUCGGGUAAUAUCAUAUCACUGUAAAUUCUUAAACAUUUAUUAAAGUAUAAAGAUAAGAAAACUUUUACAAACUUAAAUAUUUCCUAUUUAUACUUAUUAUGUACUUACUUAAUGAGUGCCAAAAAAUAUAAAUCUUAACUAUUUUCUCGAUGUACCUAACUAGCGAGCUCUCUUCUUGCCAAAUAAUGUUUUAAUUCAAAUACAAUGAACUAGGUAUUACGAAUCUGAAUGAAAGCAAUAUGGUAGUACCUACAUACGAAGAAUUUAUAAAUAAUAAUAACAUUACAUUGUUAUAUUGUGACUGUCUGUAUAUUGUAUAUAUAAGUAACAUAAAUAAUAUGUUU
Plutella xylostella (diamondback moth) is the source of this 2573-nucleotide messenger RNA. It is a transcript of the gene Awh, whose product is annotated as LIM/homeobox protein arrowhead. Gene Ontology annotation, cellular component: nucleus. Gene Ontology annotation, biological process: neuron differentiation; regulation of transcription by RNA polymerase II; peptidoglycan catabolic process. Lineage: Eukaryota; Metazoa; Arthropoda; Insecta; Lepidoptera; Plutellidae. Gene Ontology annotation, molecular function: RNA polymerase II transcription regulatory region sequence-specific DNA binding; DNA-binding transcription factor activity, RNA polymerase II-specific; N-acetylmuramoyl-L-alanine amidase activity. The record is from RefSeq and is a predicted model, not a curated record.